UACGUUUUUCUUAAAAGUAGAUUUGUUGUUAAAUAUUUUUUUAAUUUUGUAAAUUAUAUACAUUGUUAUUUAUUGCAACAUCCAAAAUUUAAGUUUGAUUCUGCUAACAAGUCAUGAUCUUUACAAAAUGCCUUUGAUAAUAAAUGGCAUCAUCUUGGAAGAGCUUCCUCCUGACACACGAACAUUAUUUGAAACAUACCCACAUCUGAAGGAUGUUGCUGCUGCUCUAAUAGCUCAAGUUCCUAAAGUCAUCGGGCCAGUUGGUCUCCUGUAUCUACAUCAGAGAGAAUAUGCCAUUACUUCUCAUCUUGAUAAGCACAUUAGUGUCAUGGGCACAGAUGAGGCAACAACAUGCAGCAUGGCUGUACUGCGUCAUUCCGGCUCUGGUGUAACAAGUUUGGGUCACUUUGAUGGCUCUGGGCUUGAACAAGGGGUUAUGAAUAUUGUUAGACAGGUUCAAGAGUUGUCAGUAAAUAUGCCAGGACAAAUCUUGGAUGGAAGGUUAGAACUUCACUUGGUGGGAGGAUUUUUGGAUCCAAGGCACUAUUCUGAAGAACUAGCCAUACAGUUACUCUAUGCAUUUCAUAAGCAGCCAUUAAGUAUCCAUUUGAUAACUGCUUGCAUUUGUGAGUUAAAUAACUCUCUUCGGGGGAAUAUUAAUUGGCCAGUAAUUUAUGGAAUAGGUGUAAACACAAAAAGUGGUGAAAUUUUUCCUGCUACAUUCCCUGACAAAGGUCCAGAUUUUCCACUCCGCUCAGCUCGAUACUUUACAGGAUGCUAUGAGAUGCUUGAUGUGUAUGAUUGCCAUCUCAGUAUGCUGAGAAUUGGACCUUAUAACUAUGAGCCUCUUAGAGGAGUGGAUUUAUGGCUGUCUCAGAGUGAUGAUUUUAUUUUGAGACAUCUCUCGACAUCACCAGAAGUUGAACCACCUAGUUUUGUGCUUCAGGUUCGUGCAGCUCUGAAAUACAUACAACAAAAUCCUUUUCCGGGCAUCACUGUGUUUCCAGACAAUCGACCUCAUUAUUACCAAAAAGAUGAGUCUGGAAAUUGGGUCAGGGUUUGUUACUGAUCAAAUCGUUUCUUCCGGCCAUAUAUAUUUGAUUCGGAGAUGUGUAUUUUAUCGAUCGCUUCUUAAAAGUAUAUUUAAAAGAAUGUUGCCAGUUUUAGAUAUUGGUUGAAAUAUAUUUUCAUAUGCUGUGCAGUUUUGACGCAGGACAAUUUAUUUUAUAGAAUUGUUUAACAUGUUGGUCCCAUAUUGUUUGUUUAACAUGUUGGUCCUAUAUUGUUUGAUGUCAUAUUUUAUUUUGCUUGGGAGAUAUUCUAUUUGCAGCCAUAUGUGUAUCAUUUUGUGGAAUUGUUUAGAGAUAUUUUUCUUUCUAUUAUUUGCCUUAUAAGGAUUGACAGAGCAAUGAGAUAUUUGAUGUUCUCUGAACUUUUUACCAUUUUUUAGUUCAUACUUAGUGAGAUACAAUUUUAAUGUUUUAAAAAGGCAGCCAAGUUUUAUUGGCAGCUGGUUGUGGAUUUUUAUAUUUGCAUUUUGACCUUGCAAAGCAAAUGAAGAGCAAGACACAAGUUCUUGUUCUUUGAGUGAACUAUUCCAGAAAAAAAAUGAAUAAUAUGUGUUCAUUCUACUGUAAUGUAUUAAGUUUCAUCCCUUUCAUCAAAAUCCUUUUAGAAAAUUAUUAUUAUUCUAAGAACUUCAAAAUUACUAACGUAUCAUAUCAAGUAACAUAUUUUCUUUGGUGCUGCGAACAAAAUUUUGCAUUAACAGAGAAUUGAAAAAAAAAAAGAAACCUGUAAAGCCUUGUAUAUAUGAAGAUAUUAUAUGAAUUCAUAAAUUUUCCAGUUAAAAAUGUCAAUUGAAUACUCAGUAAAGCUCAAUUUAAUGUGAAAGGGAAUUUAAUUUUUUCAGAAAAGUAGUACUGGAAUGGAGUUUUGAAAUCACCAUAAGUCAUUAUAGAGUGAGAUUGUAUUACAACAAACUUCAAGAGACUGCGAUUUUUUUUUCAUUGUAAUGCAAUUCACGCAAUGUAUUGGAAAUUAAAUGGGGACUGAAAAUUUAUUUUGUUGAAAUGGUGAUUUCUUUGUAUUGGUUUUGGAAUUGGUUGUAACAUAAUUUCACUGUGUAUUCAAUGAAAUCGUUUCACAAUUUCGCCAAACGUUGUUCACUGUACAAAAUAUGAUCUGAAUUUUAGACAUUUUGAUGAAGUAUCACAUUUUUUUUAAAUGCCAUUAUCAAUUGAAUUUUGAUCUCUAACUGGGCCAAAUUAUAUCAGAUAAAACUCUGUUGUAUUUUUUUUAUUUUAAUGUCUAAAGAAUUUAUUUUGUAAUUAUUUGAAUAGAAUUCAGAUAGAACUAAAGAUUUAGCUAAAAAAUAAUCUUUCAUCACAAUAAAGUAAUUGUUAUUAUUCCCCAAUCAAAAUUUGAUUUUUAGUUAGUUUCUGUAUGUUCUUGAGGAGUUCUUGUGCACAUUUUAAAGAUAUAUUUUUGUAUGCAAAAAUAUACAAAUAGUUUUCUUCAUAAAUCUAACUAAAAAAAAGAAAAUUUCUAAAGUCUCCAAAUCAUCCUAGUUCGAUAGGUUUUCUUACAAGAGUGCAGUCAUGAAUUUUUCAGCGCCAUUAUGUUUGAUGUUGUAUUGAACAAAACAAGAAUGGAUUACCUUUUUACAAGCAGGCAGCUACAUCUCAAUAUUAUGAAAAAUGUUUGGUUAUUUUGUUGAGUAAACGAACUUGUUACUUUUGUGUACUGUUUGCUUACUAUAUCCAGACAAGUUACAGAUAAAAGAAAAAAGAAAAAAAAUGAAAGCUCAGUGUUAAAAAGAAAAUUGGGGCAAAAAUUAAAACAAUUUUAGAUUCGAAUCUGAAUAGGUUUCUGGUGGUGUUCCAGCACCUUUGCAUCCCUUGUUUCUUGGUGGUGGUGAUGAAGAAUGUCUUGUAAUUUUAAAAUCCAAUAGCUGAUAUCCUCUCAUUAGUAUUGCAGACACAUGUAAACCUGUUCUUUUUAAAUAAACUUAAAUCUCUAUAGUAGUAAAUAAAUAUAUUUUAUUUAAACUAAUUACAGUAUAACUUUGAUUUAAUGAAACCCUAUUUAAUAAUUUCCUAUAAUUAAUGACUGAUAAACUGCAUUUAAUGUCUAUGUUCCUCGAUUAAAGGAUAUCUUUGAUUAAACAGGAACUUUUUCCACUCCCUUGACAAUCGUUAAAUCAUGGUUAUACUGUAUAUCAGGGGUCUCCAAACUACGGCUCGCAAGCAGAUUUUGUCCAGCCUGCGGGGAGCUUACAAACUGGGGGGGGGGGGGGGGGAAUCAAAUUUUAUAUUAAUUUCCUUUCAGAUGUUAUUAAAGAGAAUUGUGUCAAAAACCCCACCACUGAGUAUUUAAUAUUAAAAAAAAAAAAAAAAACUGGAAGGAAGUGCUAAUUUAGACUAUCUGAACUGAAUGUUGUUGAAUUGAUGACCCCGCUGACGCAACCAGAGGGCGGGGGUCCACAGGGCCUGGUCCCCCUUCUCAGAAUGCUGAGUUGAAUAUUUUUCAAAAAUAUACUUCAGUAUUAAAUGUAAAAAAAGAAUGCAUCUUGAGAGAACAAAGAAAUUUAAAAAGAAAAAAAAUGUGGGAAAAUCUUAAUUUAUUUUGAAAAGAAAUCUUUAAACUGAAAAUUUUCAAUUGUUACAGCCUAAAAUUUCUGCUGAGUCCUUGUAUCUUUUGUCCCCCUAAAAUCACAAAAGACCAUCUAAAACUGUUUUUAAAGCAAAAGUUUAAAAAAAAAUUUCAGGGGAGAUCCCCUGGACCCCCCUCCCUUAACUAAAACUGUUCUCUAGUUCUUUCUGCCAAAGGUUGUCCUGUCUCGACGUCAAAAAUGUACAAUAUGUUCCUUGAGUAAAAAAGGCUGGAGACCCCUGCUGUAUAUUGUUUUAAUACCUCAAAGAGUUGGAAAAUCUAUUUCAUUGUGUGGUAGUAUCUUUCACCCAUUCCUGAGCUUUAUUGAUUCUUCUCUGAAAUAAUACAUCCUCAUUACGCAAUUAUAACUUGGAAAUUUUUUUUAAAAUAUUCAUUGAAUAUUUUAAUAAAAUCAAAGAAUUUUUGUGAAUUAUUAAAAAGUAACACACUCUUAAGAUACUAGAUCUAAGAUACUAUUUUCUUGCUUACAAGCUUGAAAAUAUUUUUAGAUACACUUAACACACAUUGAAUCUAAAAACUUGGUACAUAACUGCAGUCUGUAAAUAGGCCAUUGCUUGUGUCUGUCUUGGUAAUUGCUUAUGAAAUAUUACUAAGAUUACUUUAUUAUUUGAUUGAUUAAGCAAGUAUAAUAUAGAAAUUUUUUUCUUAAAUGAGCCUUUUAAGGCUGGGGGAAAGAAGUGGUUACCUGCAUUACCUGAAGUAUUGCAUGUGAAACUAAAUUGACUAAUUUCAUUCACAUCUCCUACCCCCCUUUUUACUUACCAAGUCGCAAUUUUAAAGUAAUCAAGUAAUAAUAUAUCUGUGCGACAAAGCUUUUUGAUUGCAUCCAAAUUCUUAGGAACUGUCUUGUAUACCUUAUAUUAAAAUUAUAAUAGCAUAUGCACAAAAAAAAAUCUACAUUAUUUAAUACCAAUUUUCAACGAACGAUACAUGCUGUUUAAAUUUUGUGAAGAAAAUGCUAGGAAAUGGAAAAAUGCAAGAACAUUUAUUUUUUUUAUUUAUUUUAUUUUUAUUUUAUUAUUAUUAUUAUUAUUAUUAUUUAGGAAUAACAGAAUGAGUAAUGCAUUUGAAUUUCGAAACACAUACAUGAAUACUUUGUGUAAUAUUGUUUAUUGAGUGCUCCGAGGUAGCCCAUUGUGUGAGUUCACACAUUGCACCCAUUGUGUGGUCUGAGUAUGGGUGUUGUUUAUAGCUUUGUUCUGCUGGGCCUGCACAAGUAAACCAUCUUCAUGUGAUGAAAAAUCCAUCAUCAAGAGGCUGAGGUUCUGUUUAAAUGGUGUGUGACACCAGGAGCAACCAAAAGUCUGGCUAAAUCAUGCCUAACUUUCACAACCUCUGCUGAAAUUGUACUCGUUUGUGAAUCAAAAUCAAGAAAUUCAUUUAAGCAACAAAGCAAAGCUUAAUAACGAAUAAAUACCUGUGCUGAAAAUUAAAAUAAUCAAUUAUCCAGCG
Uloborus diversus is the source of this 5127-nucleotide messenger RNA. RefSeq names its product protein N-terminal asparagine amidohydrolase-like (gene Ntan1). The transcript is spliced from 11 exons. Gene Ontology annotation, biological process: ubiquitin-dependent protein catabolic process. The record is from RefSeq and is a predicted model, not a curated record. Gene Ontology annotation, molecular function: protein-N-terminal asparagine amidohydrolase activity. NCBI's taxonomy places the organism in Eukaryota, Metazoa, Arthropoda, Arachnida, Araneae, Uloboridae. The coding region runs from base 128 to 1069 and encodes 313 amino acids. Gene Ontology annotation, cellular component: nucleus.